Neltuma alba is the source of this 2063-nucleotide messenger RNA. RefSeq names its product disease resistance protein RPS4B-like. Gene Ontology annotation, biological process: defense response. Bases 189 to 2063 code for a protein of 624 amino acids. Gene Ontology annotation, molecular function: protein binding. The record is from RefSeq and is a predicted model, not a curated record. The transcript is spliced from 3 exons. Lineage: Eukaryota; Viridiplantae; Streptophyta; Magnoliopsida; Fabales; Fabaceae.
GUGUGUUGACAAAACUACGAGCAAGGAGUCCAAAUGACGAAAUUCAAAAGGUGUUGAGAUUGAGUUAUGAUGGAUUAGCCUAUGAAGAGAAGCAAACUUUCCUAGACAUUGCAUGUUUCUUAAAGGGUGAAAAUGAAGCAUUUGUAGAAGAGCUAUUAAAGAGCUAUGAAUUCCAUCCAACUGUUGGCAUGCAAAACCUUAAAGAUAAGGCUCUGAUUGUCACAACCAAUGGAAAAGUUGAGAUGCAUGACUUAAUACAGGAAAUGGGCUUACAAAUUGUUCGUGAAGAGAAUAUCAGUGAACCUGGAAAAAGGAGUAGAUUAUGGGAUCCUAGCGAAAUCUAUGAUGUAUUGAAAAAUUGUGAGGGAGAAAAAGAGGUUGAAGGCAUAAUAUUCAAUACAGAUGAGAUUAAUAGACCUUUAGAUUUGACUGCUGAGACUUUUAAUAAAAUGACAAGAAUAAGAUUUCUUAAAGUUUACUCAUCAUUAACUCAGAUUAUGUCAGAUGAAUUGGGUAUUGCAGCAGGUCUUGAGUCAAUUUCUACCAAAAUAAGGUACUUCACUACAGUCCUGGCGAUACCCAGGAAAGUCCUUGCCAUCAAAUUUUGUGCUGAGCUUCUUCUUGAACUUAACUUGGAAUGGAGCCGGGUUGAAACACUUUGGGAAGGAGUGCAGGAGUUCUCGGUGUCAUCAGAAGAACUAACAUCUUUAGAUUUAGAUGGAAAUGAUAUAGAAGAAUUGAGCCCAUCAAUUGGGCGUUGUUCAAAGCUUAGAAGACUCAACCUCUGUGAUACAAAAUUGAAGAAUCUAAAGGUAUUAAGUUGCUUGACAUAUCUGGAGGAACUCCGUGUUUCCAGCCAGAAGAUUGACAGUGUCGACCUACAUGUGCUAUUUGAUAGCUUAUGCAGCCUCCAAUCACUGACUCUCGAGAUGUGCUGUGACUUAACUGAACUCCCAGAUAAUAUCAGGCAACUCUCGAGUCUGGAAGAGCUUUAUUUGGGAGGUUGCAGGAAUCUUCAAUAUUUACCAGAGCUUCCCCCCUCCCUUAAAUUAUUAGAUGCCACUGAUUGCACAGCACUCUCGUUCAACCUCUCCUUCGUUCAUCACCUUAGAAAUCUCAAUCGUCUCCUGCUCCAUACUUUAAGUCCUUGGUAUCCUCCACAGACCAUGCUUUGUCGUUUUAAACUCAUGUGCCUUGGUAUUCAAAAGAUGGCAGUUCUAUUUGAUGCAUUGCCAUCUUUAGAAGUGUUGUCUUUGAAGGAGUGGCGCGACCUAACUGAACUCCCCCACAAUAUCACACAUCUUUCUGAGCUACGCUAUCUAUCUGUAGAAGGUUGCACCAUGCUUCGGAGUCUACCGGAACUUCCUCCAUCCCUUAGAAAGUUGAUUGCCACAGACUGCACAUCACUGAAGACGGUGUCUGCUUCAACAAUUUCAAGCACAUCUGAGAAUUAUGGUGAGAAAAUCUUUUCAUUCAUCAACUGUGUGAACUUAGAUCUGGGCGCCAUUGAAGAACAAGCCAAUUUGUUGUUAGAGAAAGCAGUUCAUGAGAAGAAUGAUGUUACAGUUUGUUACCCAGGGAAGAAGGUUCCGAAGUUGUUUGGGAAUCAUAGAUCCCAAAAUGAUUCGAGCAUCAUCGAACUACCUCCAGCUUCUUACAAUUUAGCGGGUUUUGUUUUUUGCGCCGUUGUUCCUGACUCCUUCCCACGGGAAGAGCAUAUGGCCCCUGAAAUUUCCUUCGGCUUUACAUUGGAUGAAAUGACUCGCGAAAUUGCAUUUUCAUCGCUCAUAAAAUUCAGUCCUGGAAAUGUUCUCCUACGUUCUAAUCCAAAACUAUCUGAAUUGAUAGUCAGGAAGAUUGAAGAGAAAAGAAGAAACCAUGAAACCACCUCUUAUGACCAAAAUCUUUUGUUCAAAUUCGAUUUUGGAAUUGGUAGUGAUAUUCUCAUCAAAGAGUGUGGAGCCUAUCCCAUAUAUGCCUCAGAAUAUUACAAUGUUGAUCAACAGGGGAAAUCGGCGGCGUUCAAUCUUGAAUUCCCGAAAACGCAAGGUCAUAAUGAUUGA